AUGGACUCAUCCGUGCCAGAAGAGCCGUUAAGAGACAGUUACAACCACAGUGGCUCUGGCGACAUAUUCAGCGCUCCUGGCGGUAAGGCGACCAAGAAUGUGUAUCAUGGUGCCACGAAUGUGUAUCAUGGCACGGACGAGCGCUUAGAUCUGCCACAAGAUUGCUGGAAAUCGUUGGCUUUUCCGGAGAUGGACAGUCGGUUCCACGAUAUCGAGGACGCGGCAGUGGGGACAUGCAAAUGGUUAUCUGAACACAAAGCGUACAAGGACUGGGCGGCUUCCAAUCAGGCCCUGCUCUGGAUCAAGGGCAAACCUGGCUCCGGGAAAUCGACGUUGCUGCGGUACACUCGGAACCAUGCCAUGGAAGCACCCAACAUCGGAGAGGAAGCCUCAAUCCUUUCGUUCUUCUUCCACGGGCGUGGUUCGGAACUCCAAAAGACGCAGCUGGGACUCUUCCGGUCUCUUCUUUACCAGCUCCGCGAGAUACCUGAAGCACUGUCGCAUGUCGUGGAUGCUUUCCGACAGCGGUGCGAAACUGUCGGCAAGCCGGGCGAAAAGUGGUCGUGGCACCCUGUGGAGUUGCGCAACUUCUUUAAAUCUUCAAUUCUGAAGGCACUAAAGACCCGACCCCUUUGGUUAUUCAUCGACGCGUUAGACGAAUGUGGUGAAGAAAACGCGAGGAGCUUAGUUAGAGAGUUCACAUCCUUGCAGAACAGGUUCCUGUCCACCGAGUUGAAAGACUUCCACAUCUGUUUCACAUGUCGUCACUACCCGAUUCUGGAUCUGGAUGACUCGCUGGAAAUAUGUGUAGAGAACGAAAAUAGUCUAGAUAUAUCGACUUUCGUGCGGGGCCAGCUCUCUACUUUCCAUGAGCAGGUGCCAUCUACGAUUCCAGGCUUAAUUACUAAACGCGCUAACGGCGUUUUCUUAUGGGCUUGGCUGGUGGUGAAGCGAGUUCUGGACCUUCACCUGGAGGGUGCUGGGUUGAAGCGGAUGGAGACUGUUAUCUUUUCCGUCCCGCAAGAGCUUGACACCGUAUACGACAAACUACUUCGGAAGAUGAGGCCGGAUUCUGUGACACUUAUUCAAUGGAUCUGCUUUGCAACGCGGCCAUUGUCACUAGACGAAUUGCGAUGGGCAUUACUCAUCGAUCCCGAUUGCCCGCAUAGGUCUUUGGACGACUGCCAGAAAACGGGCGAGUAUCCAUCUAACGAGGACAGGAUGAGGAGACGGGUUCAGACACUCAGCUGCGGUCUUGCUGAAGUCACGUCUGAGACGAAGGUCGUGCAGUUCAUCCACCAGUCCGUCAAGGACUUUUUGGUCGAGACGGGCCUAUCUGCUCUAGCUGGGACGCCGAAUUCGGCCGAAGCCUUGGCGUCCUCUCAGGCGGAUUUGGAAGGGAAAGCACACUAUGUGCUGUCUAGGACGUGCAUAAGGUACCUGGCAAUGAAUGAGGUCGCUCAGAGCACAAUGCGCGACGGAAAUAGCUUGAAGUCUGCCUUUCCUCUGUUACAUUAUGCUACGACAUCGUGGGUGACACACGCAAAGCAAAGCGAGCUAAGGGGGGUCUCUCAGGAUGACCUCCUACGCUAUUUCGACUGGCCGUCGGAAGCGCUGGUGCAGGUAUGGGUGGGGGUUUACCGUAUACUAUCGCGAUACUCAGACGACUGCCCAGAAGACGGGACAAAAAUGAUACACAUCGUGUCGCGACAUGGGCUACUAGGGCCAUUACGGGUUAUAACACGGACGGUAAGGCAGGACAGCGCUUUCAUCGAUGCGAAGGAUGGCUGCGGUCGGACCGCGUUGUCGUACGCAGCCGAGAAUGGACACGAAGCCGCUGUGAAGCAGCUCCUGGCGCCUGGGGAAACUAGAAGUGUUAAGGCCAUAAUGAAGCUGCUUCUCGCCAAAGGCGGCAAAGCCAAGUCGAAAGAUAACGACGGUCGGACGCCGCUGUCGUGGGCCGCCGCGAACGGGCACGAGGCCAUCGUCAAGUUGCUCCUCGACAAGGGCGCCAAAGCCAAGUCGGAAGAUUACAGUGGUCGGACGCCGUUGUCGUGGGCCGCCGCGAACGGGCACGAGGCCAUCGUCAAGCUGCUCGUCGACAAGGGCGCCGAAAUUGAGUCGAAAGAUGACUACGGUAAGACGCCGCUGUCGCGGGCCGCCGCGAACGGGCACGAGGCCAUGGUCAAGCUGCUCGUCGACAAGGGCGCCGACGUCGAGUCGAAAGAUGGCUACGGUCAAACGCCGCUGUCGCGGGCCGCCGCGAACGGGCACGAGGCCAUGGUCAAGCUGCUCGUCGACAAGGGCGCCGACGUCGAGUCGAAAGAUAGCUACGGUCAUACGCCGCUGUGGCGGGCAAUCGAGAAGGGGCACGAGGCCAUGGUCAAGCUGCUCGUCGACAAGGGCGCCGACGUCGAGUCGAAAGAUGUCCUCGGUCGGACGCCGCUGUCUCGUGCAAUCGAGAACGGGCACGAGGCCAUGGUCAAGCUGCUCGUCGACAAGGGCGCUGACGUCGAGUCGAAAGAUAGCUACGGUCGGACGCCGCUGUGGCAGGCUACCGAGAAGGGGCACGAGGCCAUGGUCAAGCUGCUCCUCGACAAGGGCGCCGACGUCGAGUCGAAAGAUAGCUACGGUCGGACGCCGCUGUCUCGUGCAAUCGAGAAGGGGCACGAGGUCAUGGUCAAGCUGCUCCUCGACAAGGGCGCUGACGUCGAGUCGAAAGAUAGCUACGGUCGGACGACGCUGUGGUGGGCUACCGAGAAGGGGCACGAGGCCAUGGUCAAGCUGCUCGUCGACAAGGGCGCCGACGUCGAGUCGAAAGAUGUCCUCGGUCGGACGCCGCUGUCUCGUGCCGCCGCGAACGGGCACGAGGUCAUGGUCAAGCUGCUCGUCGACAAGGGCGCCGACGUCGAGUCGAAAGAUCGCUACGGUCAAACGCCGCUGUCGCGGGCCGCCGCGAACGGGCACGAGGCCAUCGUCAAGCGGCUGCAGCCUAACCUACCAUCGUAA
Molecule: messenger RNA, 3009 nt
Organism: Pochonia chlamydosporia 170
Lineage: Eukaryota; Fungi; Ascomycota; Sordariomycetes; Hypocreales; Clavicipitaceae
Product: ankyrin repeats (3 copies) domain-containing protein
Exons: 2
Coding region: 1-3009 (1002 amino acids)
Biological process (GO): positive regulation of transcription by RNA polymerase II
Cellular component (GO): nucleus
Molecular function (GO): protein binding; transcription cis-regulatory region binding
Source: RefSeq, a predicted model, not a curated record